Syngnathus typhle (broad-nosed pipefish) is the source of this 2213-nucleotide messenger RNA. It is a transcript of the gene glra2, whose product is annotated as glycine receptor, alpha 2. Gene Ontology annotation, biological process: chloride transmembrane transport; regulation of membrane potential; nervous system process. Bases 239 to 1603 code for a protein of 454 amino acids. The record is from RefSeq and is a predicted model, not a curated record. Gene Ontology annotation, molecular function: chloride channel activity; transmitter-gated monoatomic ion channel activity; transmembrane signaling receptor activity. NCBI's taxonomy places the organism in Eukaryota, Metazoa, Chordata, Actinopteri, Syngnathiformes, Syngnathidae. The transcript has 9 exons. Gene Ontology annotation, cellular component: synapse; plasma membrane; neuron projection.
ACCCAUUCCUCCACUUUCAGUGCGCCUCCAACGUGUCUGCUGCAGUUUCGGGGGAGCAACAUGAUUUUUUUUCCUUUUCUUUUCUUUUCAACCCAUUCCUUAAUGCUUCUUCGCGACCUUCUUUGUCCAUCUUUUUUUUUCUUUUAAGAGUUGACUGCAACUAAAGUAUGCUGUGGAAUGCGCCACACGAGAGCUUGGCCAUGCGCGAGGAACGUGCUUUUUGGGUGAGCAUUGACAGAUGGAAGAAGUAAAAAAGACAGCACCCGGAAUGGGUCCCUCCUUGCUGUUAAUUUGGGGAGCUUUACUCCUCAACUUCAGGCUCGUGGACGCCAAGGAGUACGACCCCCGUUCCUCGUCCAACAUGUCGCCGUCCGACUUUCUGGACUCGCUCAUGGGUCGAACAUCUGGCUACGACGCGCGAAUACGACCCAAUUUUAAAGGUCCACCCGUUAACGUUACCUGCAACAUAUUUAUCAACAGCUUCGGUUCUAUAGCUGAAACUACCAUGGAUUACAGAGUGAAUAUCUUCCUGCGGCAGAAGUGGAACGACCCCCGGCUGGCGUACAGCAAAUACCCAGACUCCUCUCUGGACCUGGACCCGUCCAUGUUGGACUCUAUUUGGAAGCCCGAUCUCUUCUUCGCCAAUGAGAAGGGCGCCAACUUCCACGAUGUCACCACGGACAACAAGCUGCUGAGAAUCUUCAAAAAUGGGAACGUCCUCUACAGUAUCAGGUUGACUCUCAUCCUGUCCUGCCCGAUGGAUCUGAAGAACUUCCCUAUGGAUGUCCAGACGUGUACAAUGCAGCUGGAGAGUUUCGGUUAUACCAUGAACGAUCUGAUCUUCGAGUGGCUGGAGAAUGGCGCCGUGCAGGUGUCAGAUGGUCUGACGCUGCCUCAAUUCAUCAUGAGGGAGGAAAAAGAGCUGGGCUAUUGCACCAAGCACUACAACACGGGCAAAUUCACCUGCAUUGAGGUGAAAUUCCAUCUGGAACGUCAGAUGGGCUACUACCUGAUCCAGAUGUACAUCCCCUCCCUCCUCAUUGUCAUCCUCUCAUGGGUGUCCUUCUGGAUCAACAUGGAUGCCGCCCCCGCCCGAGUGGCACUUGGUAUUACCACUGUGCUCACCAUGACCACGCAAAGUUCCGGCUCCAGAGCGUCUCUUCCAAAGGUCUCCUAUGUGAAAGCCAUUGAUAUCUGGAUGGCGGUGUGUCUGCUCUUUGUAUUUGCGGCAUUGCUCGAAUACGCUGGGGUUAAUUUCGUCUCCAGGCAACAGAAGGAGUUUCUCCGCUUGAGGCGAAGACAAAGAAAGAAUCACAAGGAUGAAGACAUGCGUGACGGACGUUUUAAUUUUGCUGGCUACAAUAUGAACCAGUGUCUGCCAAGCAAGGACGGCUCAGCUGUUAAGAAUGCCGCCCCGGCCGCCGCGAACCCUCAGCCCUCUGUCCCCAAAGACACGGAAAACAUGAAAAAGAAGUUUGUGGACCGAGCCAAGCGGAUAGACACGAUCUCUCGAGCUGCUUUUCCUCUCGCCUUCCUCAUAUUCAACGUCUUUUACUGGAUCACCUACAAGAUAAUCAGGCACGAGGACAUCGACACAAAGUAGAAACUCGCUAUCUGGUUUGUUUCGCAGACUUGAGAUAAGAUUGUUGAGGAGCAAUGCCAAGUGAUGUUCUUUCAGGGAUGUUUGUGAAUCUAACGGGAAUGUUCAGGUUGUAGUAUGGGGGGGGGGCACUGAAGAUUUAGUAGCAUUCCGGUUACGGUGGACCAAAUCUUUUUCUAACCCAUCUUUGCCUUGAGGUCUGUACAAUUACGGAAACAAAGAUGCUAUUUGUAAUCGGGGGGUAGCUUAGUUUGAGCCUCUGAGACUUCUCCAGGUUGCCACGGGAGGAACUUCUUAUCAAAAGGAUUUGUUUUAUAUUACUAUCACAACACUUCCUUUAAAGACAAUAUACUGUAAAGCAAUCAAGGUAGAAGAAGAUUGAAGAAGCAAAAGCACAUGAUGGCAUCUUGUGCGUUUGGAAUAAUUCAAGGGUCUCCUGAAUAAAAGGGGUAGGAAAAAAAAAAUCCCUACCAAGAAGAGAGUUCUUCUUUGGGAUGUGACGAUUCUCUAUUGAUCAAUCAGCCGACCACCACUGAACCGCAGUGGUGAGCUUAACUUCUACCAAUGAAAAAAGAAAAAAAAAAAAUACGAUAGUGUUUGGUGAUAAUGGGAU